Messenger RNA from Carassius carassius (crucian carp), 1576 nucleotides. RefSeq names its product phosphate cytidylyltransferase 1B, choline b (gene pcyt1bb). The transcript has 8 exons. Gene Ontology annotation, biological process: CDP-choline pathway. Gene Ontology annotation, molecular function: phosphatidylcholine binding; choline-phosphate cytidylyltransferase activity. The record is from RefSeq and is a predicted model, not a curated record. The coding region runs from base 98 to 1177 and encodes 359 amino acids. Lineage: Eukaryota; Metazoa; Chordata; Actinopteri; Cypriniformes; Cyprinidae.
UAUCAGUACAGGAGUAAAAGCAAAGGCUUGUCAAACAUCUGGCGAGUGCAGCCAGUGCAAAGCCAAAUGCACGGGACUCUAGACUAAAAUCUCAACCAUGGUGAACAGGAGGCGAAAUGGGUCCCGUGCUAAUGGCCGUGCUGCUCGAGGAGGGGUUCAAACACAGCAACAGCAGCAACGCAAACGGCCACCAAUUAAGGCUCUUAGAGAACCAGCCAUCUUUGCGAAACGAUCAGGCAGCGCCUCGGACACCCCUCAUGACAAAGUGACUUUAGCCCAGGCUCGCCGUGGCACUCCAGCUCAUCGACCGGUACGAGUGUACGCCGAUGGAAUCUAUGACCUCUUCCAUUCAGGCCAUGCCCGGGCUCUGAUGCAGGCCAAGAACUUGUUCCCAAAUACACAACUGAUUGUUGGCGUAUGCAGUGAUGCCCUGACACACAAGUAUAAAGGCUAUACAGUGAUGACAGAGGAUGAACGUUAUGAAGCCCUUAUACACUGUCGUUAUGUGGACGAGGUGGUCCGUGAUGCUCCUUGGACCAUCACUUCUGAAUUCCUGAAAAAACACAAGAUUGACUUUGUGGCACAUGAUGAUAUCCCAUACACCUCUGCUGGAUCAGAAGACGUCUAUAAACAUAUCAAAGAAGCAGGAAUGUUUGUGGCUACUCAAAGAACGGAGGGGAUCUCUACCUCUGAUCUCAUCACACGUAUUGUUCGAAACUAUGACGUCUAUGUCAGACGUAACCUACAGAGAGGAUACACAGCACGGGAACUCAACGUUGGCUUCAUCAAAGAGAAGAAGUAUCGUCUACAAGAGCAGGUGGACAGAAUGAAGGAGACGGUGAGGACGGUGGAGGAGAAGUCCAAACAUUUAGUGCACCGUGUCGAAGAGAAGAGCCACGACCUCAUCUACAAAUGGGAAGAAAAAUCUCGCGAGUUCAUCAGAAACUUCCUGGAGUUGUUUGGUCCAGAUAAAGCCUGGUACAUGAUCCAGGAGAGGAGUGGCCGUGUUCUCCAGGCUCUGUCUCCCUAUCAGUCCCCAAGCACAUCGCCCAGCUCCAGUCCCACCAGAGGACGCUCUACAUCGCCCGUCACCCACUGGCCCCUGCUACGCUUCCGUUCACCACCGCCUAAAGGAGCUUCUGUCAGCAGCAGUGAGGGUGAAGAAGGGGAAAUGUAGAUGCCCUUAAAUGAAGACACCCUUACGUUUAAUUUUCUGUAUUUUAUGCAUAAUACAGAUCUGCAAAUGCAUGCUGCUCAAAGUCAACACAGACUUUAUAAUUCUAUAGAAGAAAUUUUAAAAAAGCUAUAAUUUCGUAUUCCCACAAAACUGAACACUUCAUAACUCGUCUUGCGACUUAAAAGCCCAUUCACGCCAAAAAAUACAAAUACCGCCAACUAUAUUUCACAUCAACGUGUGACAACUUUGUGUGCACUACUUUCUCUAUCGUUGUUAUAGCUGUGAUGUGAACUUCCCUAUGCUCAUAGAAUUAGAAAUAUUAUUAAAACUUAAUAGUUAUUGUUAUAGUAAUUGUCAUUGUUGUGAGCAAAUAAACAUACUUGUCAGUAUUUUAUUAAA